AGUAAGGGUCGUACGGUAAACUCCAAUAGUAGCCGAAUAACAGAUUAUUGAGCUUUAAGAAUAGAUUUUUUUUUAUAAAAAAUACCACCAGGAAGUUUACUUUCGUUUUUAUCCAGUAGAGUCCCUAUAAACUUUAACAACCACGAAUAUUUCCUACAAGAAAGUCCGUCUACAUAACGUGUUAACCAAGGCGUAAGCGCUGUGUGCAAUUGCUGCGCGUGGCCAAUAUCCAGACUCCAGAGGUUAUAAAUGUUUUAUGAAAUAAUCUAAUCAAGUUACAAGCACGUAAUCGAAGAUUGAUGUGCUCAAUAAUUUUUUACGUGUAAAAUGACAGCGCUUGCUCUAUUGCAUAGGAAAGUAAGCAGAACUUUUCAAUAUUUAAAAACUUCAGCGUUCCUCCGGAGGCAAUCUCGAAUUGUUGCUCGUCAUGAAUCCAGUUUUGUACCAAAGCGAGUGCUAAUAUUGACCAAGGUAUCACGUUACUAUUUCGAAAAACUGCGUGAACCAAAUCUCAGUGAAUCUCAACUUAGGACUAAACUCAUCGAGAGAGGAUCUGACUAUGACGCAUUAAUCACCAGCCACAAUAAUGACCGCAAGAGAGAAUUGGAGACAAGAACCGUUUUGGAAGAAUUGAAUAUUGAAUAUAGAGUAACAAAUAGGUUAACGAUAGAUCGUAACACUUUCGACUGGGCAGACCUGAUUCUACCGAUAGGUGGAGAUGGAACUUUUUUAUUCUCAUCAAAUCUGAUACGUGACAACAAGAAGCGUAUAAUGGGCAUAAAUUCUGAUCCAUCGUCGUCAGAAGGGUAUUUGAUGCUACCUGAGAAGUACACAAGAGACAUAAGAUUGAUAUUUGAGCUUCUCAGAUCGGGUGAUUACAAUUAUGUCAUGCGAAGUAGAAUUAGAACUACCCUCAAGGGUAAGGGGAUUUGGAACCCGCCCUUUCAUAUGCAUGAAAAGUGGAGAGUGGCUGGCGAAGAGAAGCAACGGGUCAAAUAUACAGACAAAGAUACUGCUGCAGAGAACAACCACAUCCUUGGAUUUUACGUGGAUGACGCAUUUAAGGCAGACACAAUAGCAGAGAUGCCAAAGGAGAGACGACUUCCAUGGCUGGCUUUAAAUGAAGUGUUUGCUGGUGAAUCACUGUCGGCAAGGACAAGCACUUUGGAAGUGAAUUUUGGGGACGAAAUUUCAUGGUUCAAAGUAAAGAGCUGCGGGUUAUGCGCCAGCACUGGGACGGGAUCAACGUCUUGGCAUAAAGCAAUCAACAGUUUGAGUCCGCAAGUUGUUGACGACAUUCUAAAACUUGCGAAUGUUAAAAUUGCGUCUAGUGCAAAAACUGAGGAUAUAUCAAUGGAGUACAAUAAGAGACUGCAGUUUCCCGCAGAGGAUACAAAAAUUGCAUACACAAUUAGAGAUAUGAUUGUGGGACAAACGUUACCGUCGCCGAAAGGAAUUCAAUCUCGCGGAUAUUGCAAGAAGCUGAUCAUUCGUUCACAUUGCUUCGACGCAGGACUAGUACUAGAUGGUGGUAUCGCUGUUCCCUUCAACGAUGGAACAAUUGCAAUUAUGGAAAUCCAUCCUGAAGAUUCACUAAGAACAAUUAUGCUUAGAGAGUGAAGAACAAAGUUAAUAUAAAUAGUAACAAUUUCCAAAUAAAUUAAUUUUCAACUGGAAAAAAUGACGUUAGUUGAAGAAUGAUACUUAAGAAGCAAAAAGAAUUUUUAUAAUAUAUUGUACGCGUAAAUGACUUUUUUUUAAACUCAGAAUAUACUUAUUUAUAUAUAAGUCGUUCGUUAUUCACGGACAAUUUGUUUUAAAUUAGACCUUUCAUUAUUCACCUUUAUUCGUUUUCAUCUGAGAUUUACAAUGCAAUAUAAUACGUAUUAAAUAGCUGAAAACGUAAAAGUAUAUUAUCAUUAGACUAUAAAUACACAGCGGAUAAUCAUUCCAUAAUUUGUAUAUUUCUAAAGACAAAAGUAAACGUUUGUUAAUUGAUUACAGGUAUAAUACCUAUCAAGCGUGAUUGUAGAGAAUUAUACUAAUAGAAAAAAUAGAUUCGGCAACGUGAAUUAGGUAUAUAUAGUUUGUACAUACGUAGGUAUGUCAGAUGAGAAAUAAGUUGUUAAAAAAAAAUAAUAAUUUCUUGAUACACACAGUGUAAAUGCCAGUGACCACAUCAAAUAUCUCAACCCUCCUAAUAUUAUACUGAUAUUUAUCCUAACUGAAAUACGCUGACAUCAGUCUAUGCCUAACUGUACUUUCAUGUCCUGCUUCAUUACGCCAUACAAUAAACGUAGAAUAACAAGCAACAAUGGACAUAGCGCAUCUAUUUUUUCUUUUUUUUAGUUUACUUCACAAUUAGACAGAGCGCAUAUAUUUUUUUGAUUGCAGUACACUUCGGCUCACAUGCAUCCAUAGUUGUGAUAAUGCUGGUCAGCUUUACUAUUGGUAAUGUGUUCUGUAGACAGGCGUUAUUAUUUUUUUCUCUAUCGUGUUUUCGUUAAUUUUUUGUUUUAUUUUCAAUCAGACUUCAGAAUAGGAUGCUGGUCUG
This is a messenger RNA of Neodiprion virginianus, 2554 nucleotides long. It is a transcript of the gene Nadk2, whose product is annotated as NAD kinase 2, mitochondrial. Gene Ontology annotation, molecular function: NAD+ kinase activity. NCBI's taxonomy places the organism in Eukaryota, Metazoa, Arthropoda, Insecta, Hymenoptera, Diprionidae. Bases 328 to 1620 code for a protein of 430 amino acids. Gene Ontology annotation, biological process: NAD+ metabolic process. Gene Ontology annotation, cellular component: mitochondrion. The transcript has 6 exons. The record is from RefSeq and is a predicted model, not a curated record.